AUGAAUGAUGAGCUUAAUCUGAAGAGUCCAACUACCUGUGGAGCUCUACCUGAAGCUCACAAUGUGCAGGAGAUUGUCGAGAACGAGUACGAGGAACCGCCGAAUGAAGUAACGCUAUCCCAACAACAGAAGAAUAGGCUAAGGGAUUUAAAGAAGAUUGCUAAGAAGGAUCUCUUCCUUAUCCAACAAGCAUUGGGAAAUGACGACUUCGAGAAGAUCUCGAGCGCAUCCACCGCGAAAAAAUCUUGGAAUAAGUUACAAGUCUCGUGCAAAGGCGCCAAGCAAGUAAAGAAUGUAUGUCCAAACCUUACAAGAAGUCAUAGGCUUAAUAUUGAAGAGAAGGAAAAUUUCACCGAGAGCAAAGAUGAAGCCAAUACAAGUUUGUUGUUAGCUUACAAAGAAGAAAAAGGAAGGCAAGAUGACACUUGGUUCCUCGACACCGGAGCGAGCAACCACAUGUGUGGAAAAAGGAGUAUGUCUGUGGAGCUCGAUGUCCGUAAGCGAGAAUGUCUUAUCUGGUGA
Messenger RNA from Striga hermonthica, 522 nucleotides. NCBI's taxonomy places the organism in Eukaryota, Viridiplantae, Streptophyta, Magnoliopsida, Lamiales, Orobanchaceae. The record is from the annotation of a GenBank genome assembly.